Molecule: messenger RNA, 1368 nt
Organism: Ogataea angusta
Lineage: Eukaryota; Fungi; Ascomycota; Pichiomycetes; Pichiales; Pichiaceae
Exons: 1
Coding region: 1-1368 (455 amino acids)
Biological process (GO): actin cortical patch localization; endocytosis; plasma membrane tubulation
Cellular component (GO): medial cortex; actin cortical patch; Rvs161p-Rvs167p complex
Molecular function (GO): lipid binding; protein binding
Source: RefSeq, a predicted model, not a curated record
AUGAGUUUGAAAGGAUUCCAGAAAGCCAUUGUGCGGGCUCCCCAGAACCUGCGGCAAAAGUUCAACAUGGGGGAGACCACCAACGACCCCGUCUACCAGGACGCUGAGAGAAGGUUCAAAGAGUUAGAGGAUAUGACGAAACGCUUGAGCGAGGAGUCGAAGCGGUACCACAAAGCGGUCAAUGACAUGCUGGAUAGGCAGCUUGGGUUUUCAAAGUCGAUUGAAGAAAUCUUCAAACCGAUUAGCGGCAAGGUGUCGGACCCUAACUCUACCAUUCCAGAAGGCAAUCCUGAAGGUAUUGAGGCUUGUGUCCAAUACAGAGAUGUUUUGCAGGAGCUCAAAGAGACGCUCAAACCAGACCUGGAGCUCAUUGAGUCCAGAAUUGUCGGUCCGGCUAACGAGCUGUUGCGCAUCAUCCAAGCUAUCCGGAAAAUGGCAACAAAGAGAAACCAUAAGCAGCUUGAUUUGGACAGACACCAGAACUCGUUGAAGAAAGCCCAGUUGAAGGCCGAGAAAAACGAGAAGAUGGAAGAGAAAGUGUACAAGUACGAGAGUGACGUUGCCAUUGCGCAGCAAGAGUUCGACUACUACAACGAGAUGUUGAAGACCGAGCUGCCUAUUCUCUUCCAAUUGGAGGGCGAAUUUAUCAAACCCUUGUUUGUGAGCUUGUACUACAUGCAGCUGAACGUUUUCUACACGCUGUCCUCCAGAAUGGAGGAAAUGAAGAUCCCAUACUUCGACCUGAACUCGGAUAUCUUGGAACAAUUCACGAACAAGAGAGGCGAUGUGGAGGAAAGAGCUGAAGCCAUUGGGCUAACACACUUUAAGAUCGGACACGCAAAGGCCAAGCUCGAGGCCACCAAGAGAAGAUACGCCUCGGGACAGCACACUGACCCUUCAUCUCCGACUUCAUCCUACGGUAGUGGAUCCGCUUACGGCCAAUCCUCCCCUCUCACUGCUUACGGCCAAACUUCGCCUCCACCGUAUGGUCAGACCUCGCCUGCGCCAGCUUAUGGCCAAACUUACGGCCAAACACCACCUACCACCACGUCGACGUACGGCUACCCAGAGGACAAAAAGACGCCAUAUGGCGCUCCCCAGACUGCUUCCUAUGGUUACUCAUCCCCCAAUUCUUACACUUCUGCGUCUUCGCCCGUGGUUCCUGCUGCUCCGGCUGCUGCUGCACCAGCAGCAGAAACUUGCACCGCGCUGUACGACUACACAGCGCAAGCAGAGGGAGACUUGUCCUUUAGUGCCGGACAGGUCAUUACAAUCUUGCAAAGGUCCGAAAACCAAAAUGAUUGGUGGACCGGGUCUCUUAAUGGUGUGACUGGAGUGUUCCCAGGUAAUUAUGUUCAACUGAAUUAA